Messenger RNA from Echinops telfairi (small Madagascar hedgehog), 366 nucleotides. RefSeq names its product eukaryotic translation initiation factor 1-like. The coding region runs from base 1 to 366 and encodes 121 amino acids. The record is from RefSeq and is a predicted model, not a curated record. Gene Ontology annotation, molecular function: translation initiation factor activity; ribosomal small subunit binding; RNA binding. NCBI's taxonomy places the organism in Eukaryota, Metazoa, Chordata, Mammalia, Afrosoricida, Tenrecidae. Gene Ontology annotation, cellular component: eukaryotic 43S preinitiation complex. The transcript has a single exon. Gene Ontology annotation, biological process: translational initiation.
AUGCCCACUAUCCAGAACCUUCAGUCUUUCGACCCGUUUGCAGAUGUCAGUAAGGGUGAUGACCUAUUUCCUGCAGGGACCAAGGAUUAUAUCCAUAUAAGAAUUCAACAGCGUAACAGCAUAAAGACCCUUACCACUGUCCAAGGAAGUGCUGAUGAUUACAACAAAAAGAAACUAAUGAAGACCUUUAAGAAGAUAUUUGACUGCAAUGGUUCUUUGAUUGAGCAUCCAGAACAUGGAGAAGUGAUUCUGCUACAGAGUGACCAGCACAGACACAUAUGCCAGUUCCUUAUAGAGAUUGGACUGGCUAAGUUGGACCAGCUGAGGUUCAUGGGUUUUAAAUGCUUUUGCCUCACUGAGGUUUAA